Molecule: messenger RNA, 1339 nt
Organism: Colias croceus (clouded yellow)
Lineage: Eukaryota; Metazoa; Arthropoda; Insecta; Lepidoptera; Pieridae
Product: T-lymphocyte activation antigen CD86-like
Exons: 8
Coding region: 357-1244 (295 amino acids)
Biological process (GO): synapse organization
Cellular component (GO): neuron projection membrane
Source: RefSeq, a predicted model, not a curated record
CGCCGGACGGACCGUUUAUCCCCGCGAGCCCGCCGCACAGCGCCAUCCUUAUCACCGCGACGAACGUAUUAUCAGUGAUCUGUGAAACUAAAGUGAUGUGAUUCGUACAACUGUAUUGUACUCGAGUAACUUGAGAUAAAAAUUAAGUGCGGUUUAAUCCGAUAACUGAGUGUUGUGUCACGUGACGUCCUCGGGGACUCGGGAACGAGUAGUUUUUCUUGUUUGCAACUUGCCGAUAGUUCAUAGACUUAGUGCAAAUACAGUGCAAAUAUAAUGUGAGAAUCAUGGACGAGCAAUCAAGAAGAGUGACAGAGAAGGGACGAUAUGGGAUGAGAGAGUGCGAGUGAGUUGGCACGAUGGCAACGAAGAUGCUGCUCUCUUUACUGCUGCAUUGCUUCUAUGUGACCACCGCUUCGAGUCCCGGGACUGGUGUCGGUGUCCUCUCGGGUGUGAACGGUGGGGGGGACCGGGUGGAGCGGCCGUACUUUGACGACGUGUCCCCCAGAAAUGUCUCUGCUGUUGUGGGGCAGUCUGCUGUGCUCCGGUGCCGCGCUAAGCAUAUAGGGAAUCGAACUGUAUCCUGGAUGAGGAAGCGGGACCUCCACAUCCUGACCUCCCACAUCUUCACGUACACUGGAGACGCGAGGUUCAGCGUGCUACACCCAGAGCCCUCUGACGACUGGGACCUGAAGAUAGACUAUGUUCAGCCUAGAGACGCUGGUGUUUAUGAGUGCCAGAUAAACACAGAACCGAAGAUUAACAUGGCCGUUGUGUUAAAUGUUGAAGAUGAGUCUUACACCCCCGCGCCCCAGACACCGCCCCGCUCAGCGGCUGCGGCUACAAUCUGGGGCUCUCAAGAUGUAUACGUGAAGAAAGGCAGCACGAUAUCAUUGACGUGUUCUGUAAAUGUGCAUUCUUCGCCGCCUUCAAGCGCGUCUGUGCUAUGGUACCACGGCAACGCAGUGGUGGACUUCGACUCCCCCCGCGGCGGCAUUAGCCUGGAGACGGAGAAGACGGAAGGCGGCACAACCAGCAAGCUGUUGGUCACUAAGGCUGCGCUGACAGACUCGGGGAAUUACACGUGCGUUCCGAAUAACGCGCACCCGGCGUCUGUGUCCGUACAUGUUCUGAAUGGUGAACAUCCAGCUGCUAUGCAGACGAGCAACCGCGCGUCCUCCUACCUCACGUCUCAGCUGAGCUGCGCCCUCCUCACCUACCUCCUCUCCUCCAUGGCCUGCAGAUGAUCACUCCACGAUCAGAUGUGAUGAGAUGGAACUGUUGUUGACCUUUGUGUUGUGUACAUGUUCUGAUGUCUAUGGCAAGUCUGAAUAUACGUAUG